GUGAUACUAAGCUUUUUUGACCAGUUUAUGAGCCCCACAUAUCUGGGAAUUCCCCUCAUUGCCCUUGCCCUCAGCUUACCCUGAAUCCUCUACCCCAAACCUACUCCCCGUUGACUAAACAACCGCCUCAUCACACUCCAAGGAUGGUUUAUUAACCGCUUCACCCAACAAAUUUUUCAACCUCUAAAUUUAAAAGGCCAUAAAUGAGCAGCUCUUUUCGCCUCCCUCAUACUCUUCCUCAUUACCUUAAACAUACUUGGCCUCCUACCCUAUACCUUCACCCCUACAACACAGCUCUCCCUCAACAUGGCCUUCGCCGUCCCCCUCUGACUUGCAACAGUCAUUAUUGGUAUGCGAAACCAGCCUACCCAUGCCCUAGGCCACCUAUUACCAGAAGGUACCCCUACCCUCUUAAUCCCUAUCCUAAUUAUUAUCGAAACAAUUAGCCUAUUUAUUCGCCCCCUCGCACUUGCCGUACGAUUAACCGCAAACCUUACAGCCGGCCACCUUUUAAUUCAACUCAUUGCCACCGCCGCCUUUGUCCUCCUCCCCCUUAUAACUACAGUAGCCAUUCUGACCGCAGUGCUACUGUUUCUCCUGACCCUUCUAGAAAUUGCAGUAGCCAUAAUUCAAGCCUAUGUCUUUGUCCUUCUUUUAAGUCUCUACCUACAAGAAAACGUUUA
This is a messenger RNA of Haplochromis burtoni (Burton's mouthbrooder), 683 nucleotides long. Lineage: Eukaryota; Metazoa; Chordata; Actinopteri; Cichliformes; Cichlidae. The record is from the annotation of a RefSeq genome assembly.